Molecule: messenger RNA, 2847 nt
Organism: Rhinolophus ferrumequinum (greater horseshoe bat)
Lineage: Eukaryota; Metazoa; Chordata; Mammalia; Chiroptera; Rhinolophidae
Gene: CFAP184
Product: coiled-coil domain containing 96
Exons: 1
Coding region: 191-1849 (552 amino acids)
Biological process (GO): cilium assembly
Cellular component (GO): axoneme; ciliary basal body
Source: RefSeq, a predicted model, not a curated record
CCAAUCAACGCCUCCCUUCGUUCGCUUGCGGCCUCUCAUUGGCCUGAUUCUGCAGGAAGGCGGGAAGAAUGGGCAGGGCGCCGGGCUGACGCCUGGCCAAUCGCCGGACCCACCGCGAGCGCCUCUGGUUGCCCCUGGAAACCUAACAGCCGGCAACUGGAGUCAGUGGCGCUGGCGGAGCCGGAGGGAGAUGGACAGCCACUCGGAGCACACUGGGGACCCUGAGCAGGAAGACAGACAUGUGGAGAGCCUGGCCGCGCGGCUGUCCGAGAUCACGGCCAGCUCUGGCUCCCAGUCCCCGGCGGACACCGCGGAGCCGGAGCCGCAGCCGGAGACCAUAGAGGCUGCUGAGGGAGGCGUCGCCGUGGCCGAGCCGGCCGAGCCCGCCGAGCCUACAGAGCCCGCCGAGCCCCGGGAAGGGCCAGAGGCCACCGAAGCCGCGGGCAAGGAGGGGCCCGGAGAGCGGGAAUGGCCGACCGAGGCCGAGCAAGAGGAGGUGGCGGAGGCCGGACCUGAGGAGCCAGCCAAGCCGGAGUCCGAAGGCGGGCCCGAGGAACCCGAGGAACCCGAGGAGGAGGAGAGGGAGGAGGAAGCGGAGGAGAGGCGGAAGGAAGCCCCGUCGCGGAGCUCUCUGCCGCUGUCCACGACCGGCCAGGAAGAGGCUGCGACCGUCCCGGAGGCUGAGCGUGAGGGACGGGAGGAGGAGGUGAAGGAGGACGAGAGCGAGGGGAAGAGUGUGGGAGGAAGCCCGGCCAAGAGCGAGCUGGAGCUGGAGCGCCACGGUCUGGACGAGGGGCUCCAGGAGGGUCUGGAAUGGACGGAGGAGGUGCAGAAGGCGCAGGAGCGGCAGCUGCGCACUGAGCUCCUGGAGCAGUACCGCUCCCUGGUGGUGGAGCGCGGCUGCUACCAGCGCUACAACAUCUACCUGCAGCAGAAGAUCUCGGAUGCGCUGCGCAGGAAGAAGGGCCUGGACACAGCCGAGGGGGCCGACAGGGGCGCGGAGCCCGAGUCCACCGAGAAGGAGGAGGCAUACUUCAGCCACCUCGCCGUGCUGGAGGAGCUGAGGAAGCAUCAGGCGGACGACCUGGACUGGUAUCACCAGGAGCUGGACCAGCUGAAGCUGCAGUGCGAGGAGAAGCUGACCAAGGUGGACAAGGCGUGGCGAGACUUCCAGGCGCUCAAGAAGCAGGUGAUGCUGCAGGCCAUGGGCAGCUGUCGGAUGAGGGGCGGUCGCCAGGCCGCUCUGCGAGAAGUAGAGCAGAUCCAGGCGCUGGAGGACAAGAAGCAGAAGGAGAUGAGUGCCGUGAGGCUGGAGAACGUGCAGCUGAGGCAGGGCCUGGUGCAUUUCGAUACCAGGAUGAGUGCCCAGGAGGACAUGGCCGGGGGCCUGCUGCUCAUCGACUUUGAACAGCUUAAGAUUGAGAACCAGACCUUCAAUGAGAAAGUUGAGGAGCGAAAUGAGGAGCUUUUGAAACUGCGCAAGAAGGUGAACAACAACGUGCAAAUAAUUACCCACGUGAAAGAAAAGCUCCACUUUAUGGAACUAGAAAAUGCAGGCAGAAAGUCACAGCUUUUGGACAUUGAGACUCAGGUGGCCCUAAAGAGGGACAUCCUGACCAAGACUAAGCAAGCCAGAGACAGCCUGCGGGUUGACAACAUCAAGCUGAAUCUGAAGAGUGGCCUUCUGGGCAAGGAGUCUCUCCUUCGGGACCUGGAAGAGAAGGUGGGCAAGACGGAAGGGCUCCGGCAGCGCUUAGAGUCCCUGAAGCACCACCACGCUGGCCUUACCCUGUCCUGCCGAGGAGUGAGGCAGAAGAUCCGGGAAGCUAGAGCCUUUCUGCCCCGUUGACAUGGCUGAUGAGAAGAGGCGGCAGAACGGCUCCUCUCAGCACGUUAUCCUCCAUCAACUUAUUCUCCAUUUGUUGCCACUCUUUAAAAGGCCUGUGAUAUUUAGGAUGGAACUACAUUUUGUAUCGCAUAAUUUUUCAGCUUCCAAAAUUGGGUUAGCGGUCAGUUUUAUAGGGGUUAAGUAAAACAGGUCCAGAGACACAAACAGCAGUAUACCUGACUUCUCCUAAAAAGCUGCUGAAAGCCUUUUUGUAUCUGAGCAAUUCCAUAAUUUCAAUGGCCUGAUACUGAGAACUGAUCCUCUGCCGUAUGUGGGAAGGUUCAGCCAAUGGGCAGGACACCCCAAAAUUCCUGUGCAUUAAGCUAAUUAUUAAAUCCCUUUGGAUUUAUUAAGCUGUGUAGUGUCAAGUCAGUCUCAAUUCAAAGCUCACUAAUUCCCUUAGAUUAACCCAAAGUGUUUCCUUUGAAGCCAAUAAAGGUUCAUUAAAAUCCCUGGCUACAUUCCACAGCUUGAAUAUACUUUUUAAAAUAAUAAUAUACUUAUCCAGCCACACACACGUAACAAUGAAGGGAGUAAAAUCUUUGACUUCUUACUUCCAUUCUCCUUAUCCUCUACAAUUUUUGUUUUCUCUCGACCCGUUCAUCAAAGCCAAAGUUAAGUAGUAAAUCACUGGCGAACAGAAUGUUUGCUGUGUGCCUCCAGCGAAAAGCAGCACUGGGUUCUUCUGUGGUUGGGGAGGCUUCAGAGUGAAACUGGCAACAUGCUUGGUGCCUUCACCAAGCAAGCGGCUUUCAUUAUGAGUGUCCAUCCCUUUGGUUCACUAGAGGGAGAACGGGUAUCAUCAGCUGAUUUUGACCCAUUGGCAAGUAUCUAGGGUUGUGGGGACAGGAGUGCAGUUUCCAGGCUGUCGGCCUCACGUGGAAAGGUGCUGCUGGCUCAGGUAGUAAAUGGCCAUCAACUGUGAUUGGAUGGCCAUCAGCUGUGGCUCAUUGGCCGUC